Molecule: messenger RNA, 995 nt
Organism: Cynara cardunculus var. scolymus (artichoke)
Lineage: Eukaryota; Viridiplantae; Streptophyta; Magnoliopsida; Asterales; Asteraceae
Product: probable glutathione S-transferase
Exons: 2
Coding region: 52-726 (224 amino acids)
Biological process (GO): glutathione metabolic process
Cellular component (GO): cytoplasm
Molecular function (GO): glutathione transferase activity
Source: RefSeq, a predicted model, not a curated record
AUAUAUAUAUACAUCGCCUACUCCCACUCCACAUACUGAAUAUCAGGAAAAAUGGCGAAACAAGAAGAAGAAGUGAUUCUAUUGGAUUUCUGGGCAAGCAUGUACGGGAUGAGGGUAAGGAUAGCACUUGCUGAAAAGGGUAUUCCAUAUGAGUACAGAGAUGAGGAUUUGAGGAACAAGAGCCACCUUCUCUUGGAAUCCAACCCGGUUCACAAGAAAAUACCGGUUCUUAUCCACAAGGGUAAACCGGUCUGUGAAUCCAGCAUCAUCGUUGAGUAUAUUGAUGAAGUUUGGAAAGAUAAAGCUCCAUUGUUUCCUUCUGAUCCUUAUGCCAAAGCUCAUGCUAGGUUUUGGGCAGACUUUAUUGAUAAGAAGCUAUACCAAGCUGGGAGGAAUCUGUACACAACAAAGGGGGAAGAACAUGAAGCAGCCAGGAAAGAGUUCAUAUCUUGCCUUAAACUGCUUGAAGGAGCGCUCGGAGACGAGCCUUACUUUGGAGGUGAGAGUUUUGGCUAUCUUGAUGUCUCUUUGAUUCCGUUUUAUUCGUGGUUUCAAGCCUACGAAACCUAUGGAAACAUGAUCAUCGAACACGAGUGCCCAAAAUUGAUCGCUUGGGUCAAAAGAUGUAUUCAGAACAAAGAGAGUGUUUCCAACACUCUUCCAGAGUUGGAAAAGGUCCUUGGCUUUGUUCAACACUUGAGGAAAAGAUUUGGAAUCGACGAGUAGAAACUCGGGUCAUAUCAAAUUGUCGAACUUUAUGUGGUCUUUUUAGAGUAUUUGAAGUUUAGAUGUGUUCUAGCGGUCGUAUGUGAGAUGGGUGUGUGCGUUUAUGUCGUUUUCUUGAUAAAAAACACUUAAAUGUGUUCUUGUUUGUGUCGUCUAUGGCUAAAGAUUGUCACACAUAUAUAACGACUGUUGUAUUUUCAGAAGCAUCUUUUGCUAUGUUUACAUUUUGCAAUCUGUAGUUUUUCAUCAAAUUGUUGAACUUUAUGUGC